Molecule: messenger RNA, 3285 nt
Organism: Symbiodinium natans
Lineage: Eukaryota; Dinophyceae; Suessiales; Symbiodiniaceae
Source: the annotation of a GenBank genome assembly
AUGGAAAUAGUUGCUGAAGCUACGUACCGUGGGGUUACUGAUGUGGUUUUCACUGAUACCAGUGGCGACUAUGAGACGCUAGCGGGACCAAUCAGUUGGACACACCCCUCGGAUAUGACCGACGUUGAUGGAUAUAAGUUUCUGAUCACAGCGGAUGCCUCAACUGAACCAACUCCUGGCACCCUGACGGCUUUCAGAGAGCUCAAUCAUCCAGGAUUUGGUGGAACGCUGUCCUACACCUACACCAAUUUCACAUUGGCAGAUACACCGCGAGAGGCAGCCAUCCCGAUACCUGGCAUGACAUUGCCUCGCUACUUGCAAGUUCACACCAUCAUCUCCGGAAAUUGGCAAGCGGUGUCCGAGAUAGCACCCUCUGCCAUAAUUCCAAUCUACGACCGAGGCGGGUCGUUCUCCACUCUUCCCUUCGAGCAGCAGGAUGUCGUGUUUGCGGACACUGAUCCUCGCUGCGGCUUUCUGGGUGGGAGUGUUUCAUUUGAUCUUCCUGCUGAUGCAGAUUUCACAUACCUGAAAUCAUGGAGAAUCUAUUUUGCUGAGGACCUCUAUGGCUCAAAUCCAACCUCUGCUGUGGAGUUGCCAAUGGCCCUGAACAACAUUGUCAAUCUCUCCUCAGACUUCGAGGUCGGUGAUCGAACAGUCCUCACAAUAGCAGGUGUCACAGACACGGGUGAAAUCAAUAUCUCUAUUCCUGACGUGGAUGACGUCUUCCAGCUCCACAUCGACUACGACCUCGAGCUCAACGAAGACGCUCACUUCCACGUCCACAAGAACAUCGAGUAUGACCUCCACGUCCAGUUCCACUCGAAGCUCCAGCCAAACAUCUUCUUCCACCUCAGCAACCACGAGCACAUCUACAACAACCACAACGUUCAGCUCCACAAAGACGGAGUCUUCUACUUCCUCACGCACGUCAAGCAGUUCCUCCACGUCUGCAACUACGACUUCCUCGAAGUCCACAACCUCCAGCGGGACAUCUUCAUCCACCUCCACAACCACCAGCACAUCCACAUCAACCACAACUGCCAGCUCCACAAAUACGCCGACUUCCACAACGUCCUCGUCCUCUUCCGUGACCAGGAGCACAUCCACAUCAACAACGACGUCCAGCUCCACAAAAUCGAUGUCGUCUACUUCUACUUCCGCAAGCACGACCUCCAGCAGAACAUCUUCGUCCACCUCCACGACCAGGUCCACAUCCACAUCAACCACGACGUCCACUUCCACAGAAUCUCUGUCUUCCACAUCUACACGCACGAGCACGUCCACAUCAACAGCAACAUCCAGUUCCACAAAGUCGAUGUCAUCCACUUCCACACGCACUACGACUUCCAGCUCUUCGGCAAGCAGUUCCUCCACGUCCAGUUCCACUCGAUCCUCCAGCAGAACAUCUUCAUCCUCCUCAGUAUCCACAAGCACAUCCUCAUCCACCACAACCUCAAGUUCGUCGGAGACUAUGUCCUCCACUUAUACAAAGACGUCAAGCAGCUCACCCACGUCAACCCGAACCUCAAGCACAACAUCUUCAUCCACUCACACGCCCACAUCAUCUACGACCUUGAGUUCAACAAAGACUUCCACUCGAACCUCCAGCAGAACAUCUUCGUCCUCCUCCGUGACCAGGAGCACAUCCACAUCAACAACGACGUCCAGCUCCACAAAUACGCUGACUUCCACCUCCACACGCUCAUCCAGCAGUUCCUCCACGUCCACAACUGCGACAUUCAGCUCUACAACAAGUAUCUCCUCCACUUCCAGUUUCACCCGGACCUCCAGCAGAACAUCUUCGUCCACCUCCGUGACCAGGAGCACAUCAACAACGACGUCCACUUCCACAAAAUCUCUGUCUUCCACUUCCACACGCACCCGAACAUUCUCGUCGACAUCCACAACUAUGACUUCGAGCUCCACGGAGACGCGGACUGUCACUUCCACAAGAAGUUCAAGCAGUUCGUCCGAAAGUCUGUCUUCUUCUUCCAGUUCUACUUUCACGUCCAGCUCAACUCGAAGUUCGAGCCGAACAUGGACUUCUUUAUCUGUGAGCACGACCACUACUGCCGCCUUUACAAUGAGCUCAGAACCCUCCUCAAUGCAAGCGCUGGCAGGAGCUCCUGUGCAAGCUGGAGCGGCACCAUCAGUUCUGGGGGGAUUCGCCGCGGGCUUGCUCUGCUCCGCUAUGGGCGUGUACACCUUUUGGACCUAUGGCCAGAGCGGCCAGGGCAGUCGGAGCACGCGCAGCUCUCAGGUGGCUCCAGUGGAGUUCACGCAGCGGAGCUUGCAGAGCAGCUUGCAAGAACACUGCGUCAAGCUGAAGCAUCUGAUGAUGUGGCUUAUGCUGAGUUUGUUAGAUAUGAAUUGUUGGACGACUUGGAGAGGUUAUUUGAUCGGCAUCAGCAGACUUUUGUUAGGGAUAUCAAGAACCUUUGCACAAGCUGGAGGGCGAGAAGCCUAUCAGCUCGCGGCCUCUCCCCGAAUUCGGAAGGGGCUGUCCUACUGCAAGAUUUGGCAGACAUUGUGCAAAGUUUGGUGCUGAAGCAGCAGCAGAACAGCAUGCCUUUGGGCAGGCACACUUUCGCAGUCCUGCGUCAGCAAAUCGAGGAGACGUGGCAGACGCGCUUGGGAAUAUGUGGAACCGCGUCAGCUUUUCAAACCAAGGCAAAUGGUGAGCUGGGCCCAGAAGAACCGGUUCUGGAAGCAGCUCUACCAUUCGCCCCGCAUGCCCCGCCAGAUCAUGGCCAGGGUGGUGAAAGCAGAGAUGGGCGAUCUUGUUUGCAAAGUGCAGCGUGCAUUGACUUGCUGACGUCUCUAGACGAGCUAGUCAGUCAAAAUUCAUGUAGAGCCGAAUUCAAGAGCGAAGUUGCAAGAGUCUGUCAGAGCUGGAAGCAUAGGCACAUGGCACAAAGCUUGCCAGACAAUGCCGGCAUCGUGCUUCUUUUGAAGAGCCUGUCUGACCUGCUACGCACUGCCGUGAGCAGCGACGGAGGCAGAGAGCAAAGAGGACGCCAGGCGUGCAGCAACCUCCUGAAUGCUUUGAAGAAGCUGUUCAGCGACGGUCUUCGCCGCCCGGGGGGAAGUCUUGCAAGUGAGAUUUCCCAUGUUUGUACAAACUGGCAGAGAAGAGAGCGCUUGUCUGCCAGCAGCGAGUCAGCUCGGCUUGUAAACACGCUCGCCGAUGCCCUUGCUGCAGAAGCCAAGCGCGAAGCGAGCAACACGCUCGCAGCCAUGUCAUACGGUACCGAAGAAGUUGUGAAACAAAAACAGUCUCUGUGA